Conger conger (European conger) is the source of this 1572-nucleotide messenger RNA. It is a transcript of the gene apip, whose product is annotated as APAF1 interacting protein. Gene Ontology annotation, molecular function: methylthioribulose 1-phosphate dehydratase activity; metal ion binding. Gene Ontology annotation, cellular component: cytoplasm. Bases 139 to 873 code for a protein of 244 amino acids. The record is from RefSeq and is a predicted model, not a curated record. NCBI's taxonomy places the organism in Eukaryota, Metazoa, Chordata, Actinopteri, Anguilliformes, Congridae. The transcript has 7 exons.
ACCACAUGCGUGUUUACUAGCAACGACGCUUUCGUAAUAGUUAGCUUAGCUAGGUUAAGUUAGCUAGCUGUCUGGCCAACUGCAUUGGCAAUAUACAUUUUAAAAUAAAUAAAUAAACUAAAGUCUGUGGCUCUAGUGAUGUCGUCAGUGUGUGGCAAUAGUGACCUCAAUGGGAAACAUUCAGAAUGUACUCAGCCUCUGGACAAGGAACAUCCUAGGCUGUUGAUCCCUGAGCUCUGUAGACUAUUCUAUCAACUGGGUUGGGUGACGGGAACCGGUGGAGGAAUAAGCUUGAGGCAUGGAGACCAGAUUUAUAUUGCACCCUCUGGAGUCCAGAAGGAGAGAAUACAGCCAGAGGACAUGUUUGUGUGUGACAUAGAGGAGAGAGACCUCAGCUGCCCACCACCCUGGAAGAAGCUGAAAAAGAGCCAGUGUACCCCCCUCUUCAUGAAUGCCUUCACUAUGAGAGAGGCUCAGGCAGUGAUACAUACUCAUUCCAAGGCUGCGGUCAUGGCAACUCUGAUGUUUCCUGGUAAGGAGUUCUCUAUCACCCACCAGGAGAUGAUAAAGGGUAUUCGCAAAGGCACCUCUGGUACAAACUACAGGUAUGAUGACACCCUAGUAGUGCCGAUCAUUGAGAACACGCCUGAAGAGAAGGAUCUAAAGGAGCGCAUGGCUCGGGCCAUGGAUGAGUACCCAGAAUCAUGUGCAGUCCUGGUUCGCCGACAUGGGGUUUAUGUCUGGGGGGAAUCCUGGGAAAAGGCCAAGACCAUGUGUGAGUGCUAUGACUACCUGUUUGAUAUGGCUGUUCAGAUGAAGCAGUGUGGCCUGGACCCCUCAUCCCUUCCCACUGAAGAGAAAGGAAUCAUCUGACAUGCCAUGAACACUGGAUGUAUUUUUUGGACUAGGGCUAGAGAAAAUGUCACAUGCCUGUUUUUCAUGUACAGUCAGUGCUGUUAAUGUAAGCUUUUAAUAAAAAAAGCCUAAAGAUGAGGGGCGAUCAAGUAAUGAUACAAUUAGGGUAUCCCCUGAUUGUGACUUACAACACUUAAUGCAUAAAUCUUUAUUUUUCUAAAUUUGUUUUUCAUACAACGUACAAACAGACCUCUGUGUUCCUGACCCAAGAAACAAGGUUUUAUAGCAGGCACUUAUGCCAGCAGUGAUAUAAGCUUACUUGUUGCUUCUGCAUCUUUCCUGUAGAAACAGCAACAAUUUUUAAAUAUUCAAUGGCUUGACACAGAAUUGGCCAUUGCAUGCCUGUAAGGAUUUGCUGGAUUUAACACAGCUGGAUUUAACACAGCUUCUACUGUGAUUUAAACAUCCCAUCAGUGCCACGGCCUUCCAUGUCUGCAAGACUGACUUUUGGUUGUUGCUUUUGCGCAACGCGAAAGAGACAGGUGACAUUGUGAAUUUUGUGGAAAUGGCUGGUUGGCAGCCUGUUCAGAGCGUGAACAUUUGUCAUCACUGCUAGUGCAGCCAUCAAUAAAUCAAGCAACAGUCUGAUUGUAUGUAGCAGUCAGCUUCGAAUUGUAUUCAUAUGUAAUGAAUAAACACUUUUUGUAACUAUUUAAA